Molecule: messenger RNA, 2715 nt
Organism: Gambusia affinis (western mosquitofish)
Lineage: Eukaryota; Metazoa; Chordata; Actinopteri; Cyprinodontiformes; Poeciliidae
Gene: aspa
Product: aspartoacylase
Exons: 6
Coding region: 887-1846 (319 amino acids)
Molecular function (GO): hydrolase activity, acting on carbon-nitrogen (but not peptide) bonds, in linear amides; hydrolase activity, acting on ester bonds
Source: RefSeq, a predicted model, not a curated record
CUUUGGUUUUUGCUUCUUCCUGUCUUAUUGAAUUUUCAGGCCUUGAUACAAGAUUUGCUUCGCAGUGGAUAGUAACUAACUGUUAGUUACUAAUGGUAACUAAUGGUAAUGUGAUUCCCAUUUUGAAAGGUAAUGACACAAAAGUUGUAAAUGAGCUAAUUAGAAACUUAAAACGUGCCUGGUUCAGACUUUAGAAACGGCCAACUUCCCUGAGUUUUUUUUGGGGGGGGACACAAAAAAAUAUGCUGUUAAUAUUUUACAAAAAAUUGCACCUCAUAUCUAAGUGGUGGGCUCAUUUCACAUGUGGUGGUUUUAUUAAGCUACUGUUUGUAGUAAUUUGUAUUAAUUUCAACAGCACAAAGAAAUGUGAAAAUUAUACUUUUCUUUGGGACCAGCAUUGAGUCAAAAAGAUUUGUGCUUGCAAAUAUGCAGCCCUAACUAUUAAUGUUUUGUAAUUUGCAACAUAUUUUUUAAUUGUAUUUAUUUAUUUUUUUGGUAUAAGGCACCAAAACAUCUCCAGGAUAGAAACCCUUAUUCUGGUAAAUCCUGCUAUGCAUGGUGCCAUUUUCCUUUCCCCGUUUCAAUUUUAUCUAUCUGUUUGUCUAAUAAUUUUCAUUUAGCUUUUUCUGUGUGUUUAGCUUAGAAAAAUUGUGUUUGGGAUGGCAACAUGAGUGGGUGUGGCCCGGGCCGCGAUUCUCCACACAGUAACAGCUGACUGAAGAGGUCGCUGGCCGAGCACGCUCCUUUACGUCAACACGCAGCCCCAACAGAGGAUUUAAAACGGCUAGUCUGUGCGAGCCUCCGGUUGGAAACUUUCCAACCACGGAGAGACCAGCGCGUCAGCGGCAUCCACACACCGCUCGGCAGCGGCUCCCACCUUCUAGUCAUGUCCAAUGGCAGCAGCAGCAACAACAACAACAACACGGCGCGGUUUGACGCGGCCAGGAGAGUGGCGAUCUUCGGAGGGACUCACGGGAACGAAAUGUCCGGCGUGACACUUGUUAACCUGUGGACGCAGAACAGCGCUGAGAUCCAAAGAAAGGGACUGGAGAUCAAGCCCUUCAUCACGAACCCGAAGGCUGUGGAGAAGUGUGUUCGAUACGUGGACACGGACCUGAACCGAGCCUUUACUCAGGAGAACCUCAGCGCAACAGGAGGCGACGAGCUGCCCUACGAGGUGCAGAGGGCCCAGGAGAUCAACAGGAUGUUCGGACCCAAAGGAAGCGCCGAAGCCUACGACGUGAUCUUCGACCUCCACAACACCACGUCCAACAUGGGCUGCACUCUGAUCCUGGAGAGCUCCAAAGACGCCUUCAAUCUGCAGAUGAUGAAUUACAUAAAGAAAGCCUUCGCUCCUGCUAGUUGUCUUGUUCUCCUGAAUGAACACCCUCUGCUGAAAUAUUCCACCUCUCGCUCUGUGGCCAAGCACCCUGUUGGAAUGGAAGUGGGUCCUCAGCCUCAAGGGGUUUUAAGAAGUAACAUCUUUGAAGCUAUGAGGGUCAUCCUCAAACAUGCCCUGGACUUCAUCUCUCUCUUUAACGAAGGAAUGGAGUUUCCUCCAUGUACGGUGGAAGUCUUCCGGGUCUUGGAGAGGAUGGACUACCCCAGGGAUGCCAACGGGAACAUUAUUGCCAUGGUUCACCCCAACCUGCAGGACUGUGACUGGGAGCCGCUGAACCCUGGCGACCCAAUGUUCCAAACGUUUGACGGGAAGUCCAUCCACUACCAAGGCUCCAGCACCGUUUAUCCCACUUUUAUUAAUGAGGCAGCCUACUACGAGAAACAACAGGCGUUUGUGACCACCAGGCGAGAAACCUUGGCUGCGAGUGCCAUCAGGAAAGCAUGAAGUGUUCUCCGGAAAGGCAGAAAAAAAAAAAAACAGCAACAAAAAAAAAAAUCCCAAUAAAACAUCAAAACCCUGCAGAGAUAUGUAAGUAGAUUUUGCACAGGUUGCAAAUCAAAACGCUCUGUGCAAAAUAACAUUCUGAUUCCAUUUUCAUCUUUUUAAUAUAAGAAAAAUCAAUUAACUAUGCAAAAAUUCACCUAUUAAGCUAAGUAUUUAUGAUACUGUCCAUUUAUUUACAUUAAAUGAACUGAACUUUUAUAAGUGUUUUAAAGGCCAGGCCUCAUUACUGUUGGCUCAUUAAACAUUCCAAACACACUCUUUGAGUUUCCUACUGCUGCUCAGGAAGGCCAUGGAAGAUCAACACCUUCGACCUCUGACCCAGAACUGUUGUCUCCUGCUGGAAACGUGUAUGUAAGAUCUAUCGGGGUGAGCUAUGUGUGGCCUUUGAUUCUACCUACCUUUAACUCCAGUAUUGCAUCUGUGGUGCUGCCCUAUUGUUGCCUUAUUUGGGGGGUUUCCAGAGAAACUCAACACAGCAAAUUUAGAGAAGACUUUGUGUAAAACAUGUCAAUCCAAAAGAGGUUAUUUUGAGAGAUGGUACAUGAGCUCUUCCUUUUACGCUCCAUUGAUAGUGUGAGACGUGUUUUGUAAUUACAUUAACAUGUAUUUUUUGAUAUGUCUAUUUAUGUAUGUUUGAUUUUAAGUAUUUUCUAGAAGUCUGACGUUUUUAAUGUCUUGUGCGUCUUUGUGUAAUGCCGUCGUCUUAGUGUAGGUCGUUUUUCAAUCAGCAAUAUUCCUCUGAGCACCAUUUAUAUUAAACAGUAAAGUACUGUGACAAUUAUCCUUUCAAUAAAUGUAUUACAUCAGCG